AUGCUUGGUAAAGGAUGCAAUUUGGAGAACUUUCAUAAUGCUUGGGUUGAGUUAUGGAGCCUUGAGGUGAGUCCCAAUGUCCUUCAUUUCCUGUGGAAAUUAUGCACUUCUAUUCUACCGACUCGUGCACUUUUGUUUCAUCGCCACCUUAUUGAAAUGGUGGAUUGUCCUUGGGGCUAUGGCGAUCCUGAAUCUGCUCACCAUGCUAUCUUUCAAUGCCCACGAUUUGACGAAGUGUGGAGGGAGAGUGGCUGCUCUAUAAUGCGUGAUGAUAGUGGUUGUGCCAACAUGUGUGAUCCGGUAGUGAAAUGGAGGACGUUGGAUAAGAUGAUGCGGAUUAAAGGUGUGUUCCUCAUGUGGUGUAUAUGGGGGGAGCGGAACAAUAAAAUUUUCAAUGCCAAAACUACUCCCAACCACUUGCUGCUAGACCGUGCUUCGAGAUUGGCAGAGGAAUAUGGUAAGUAUACGGAGGUUAUAUACCACCGAGGAGUGACUGUAGUGCCUAGUGCCCAUACUUGGAGGCCUCCGCCAGCCCCCAACUUAAAGAUAAACGUGGAUGCCUCACUGGCAGUUGAAGGAUGA
Messenger RNA from Beta vulgaris subsp. vulgaris (sugar beet), 582 nucleotides. RefSeq lists its product as uncharacterized. NCBI's taxonomy places the organism in Eukaryota, Viridiplantae, Streptophyta, Magnoliopsida, Caryophyllales, Amaranthaceae. The transcript has a single exon. Bases 1 to 582 code for a protein of 193 amino acids. The record is from RefSeq and is a predicted model, not a curated record.